GGGACCUUUUUAUCUUAGAAGUUUUAAAAUGAAGAACCCGAAGCGCCAUGGCCGUGCUUCAUUCUGCUAUUGUUUCCACUCCCUCGUUAAACUCUCUCGCCACUACCUUUAGGAGACCAUACUUCUCCGCUUCCAAACGCCGCGCCGCCCUCCAGCAGCUCAAGCCUGGCUCCGGCGUCUUCUGCAACUCGAAAUCUGCGGCCAUCGCUGACAGCCUAAGGGUGCUCGAAUGGGAUGCAGUGUGCGAUUUGGUCUCUUCCUUCGCAGGCACACAGUUCGGCAGGGAAACCGUAAAGGCGCAGCUUUGGUCCGCGACGGAGCUGAGCUACCAGGAGACUAAGGUGCGCUUGGCAGAGACUGCAGCAGCAAUCGAAUUGAUUAAAUAUGCUCCUGGAGGGAUGGAUUUUGCUGGUAUUGACCUUGUAUUGGUUAAAUCAGCUAUUGGUCAGGCCUUCAAAGGUUUCCCUGUUACUGGAUUAGAAGCGAUAGCUGUUGCACGCCUUAUUGAGUUUGCACUAAACCUGCAAGCUACAAUCAAAGGUGCAGUGAAGGAGAAUGCAGAUUCGUAUAAUCACUUUUUGCCUCUUGCAGCAGUGAUAGUGAAUGCUUCAAUUUGUCGUUCAUUGGCUGUUUCGGUGAAGGAAAUUAUUGAUGAAGAUGGUUAUAUCAAGGAUACUGCAAGUUCUGAGCUGAAGAGGUACCGGGAUCAAGUUUUUAUGCUUGAAAGGAAGUUAUAUCAACUGAUGGACAAGUUUUCAAGAAACAAUAAAAGUGAAUCUUCAUCUUUGGAAGUUUGCAAUGUUGAUGGACGAUGGUGCAUAAAAUAUUUGUCUAAUAAACCAGAAAAUUUUAAUGGAUUAUUACUCUCCAGUUUAGGUUCUGAUUAUUUGGUUGAGCCCAUUGCUGCUGUUGAACUAAAUGAUGAAUUACAGCAGGCACGAGCACUAGUAGCAAAGGUUGAAGAAGACGUGCUCACACAGUUAACCCAAAAGGUUGCUGCCCGAGCAAAGUAUAGCAUUGAAUAUGGUGCAAGUUAUCCGAACAUUUUUUUGCCAUGUGAGAUGAUCACUUCAGUUACUGUUGACGAUGGUUUCCGCCAUAAUGGAACAUCCAGGAAGAGUUCUUCCCAUCAUCAAAGGGAUUGGAAGUUGUACUUGCGAAAAGCUCAUCAUCCUUUAUUAGUCAAGCAGUAUCGCCAAAAAUUAGAGACUGCCAAGAAAACUCUCUCCAAUGCUGCUUCUGAUGUUCGGAGGAAAAAAAUGCAAGGAAAAAGCAUGACAACAGAUGAUAGUGACUCACUUCUUGACUCUAUGAAGCUAAGUAUUUUGCAAAUGGAAAGAUGUCCACCGGUUCCUGUGGAUUUUGUGAUUUCUGCAAAAGCUACAGUUCUAGUUAUAACGGGACCAAAUACUGGGGGGAAAACUGUUAGUUUAAAGACUAUCGGACUAGCUUCUCUGAUGUCCAAGGCUGGUCUCUAUGUUCUUGCAUCAGAGCCAGUUAAAAUGCCCUGGUUUGAUGCAGUUUAUGCUGAUAUUGGAGACGAGCAGUCUUUGAUCCAGUCUUUGUCUACAUUUUCUGGCCACUUAAAGCAGAUAAGUGCUAUUCGUUCAAAUUCAACAAGUAAAUCAUUGGUACUGUUAGAUGAAGUUGGUGCUGGAACAAAUCCACUUGAAGGGGCAGCCUUGGGGAUGUCACUUCUUGAAUCUUUUGCUGACAGCGGUUCUUUUCUAACAGUAGCUACCACUCAUCAUGGUGAAGUUAAAACACUGAAAUACAGCAAUCAUGCUUUUGAGAAUGCCUGUGUAGAGUUCGAUGAAGAGAGCUUACAACCAACAUAUAGAAUACUUUGGGGAAUUCCAGGUCGUUCAAAUGCUAUUAAUAUUGCAGAAAAAUUAGGACUUCCAUAUACUAUAUUGUCCGCAGCUCGGAGAUUACAUGGGGAAACUAGUGCUGAAAUUAAUGAGAUUAUAAUUGAUAUGGAGAGUUCUAAACAAGAUUUUGAGCAUCAUCUUGAUGAGGCAGACCAUUAUUUGAUGUUAUCUAGACGGCUUCAUCAAGAUUUGUUGAUGGCAAGAGAAAGGAUCACUAUGCACAGCAGUAUUCAGAUAAAAAGGAAGGCAAACUCAGUUUCAGAAUUCGCUGCAGUGGCACGCUCAAUUAUCCAUACAAAAUUGCAGCAACAUCGUGAAACUGCCGUAGAGAAGAAUAUUGAAGACCGAAAACAAAAACCCAACUUGAUUGCAUCAUCUAACCGUUCUGUAGGGCAAACAAAAGGUCCAGACAUCGGCAGAACUUCUCAUGAUAAGCUGCUCAGAAUCCCUGAGUUGGGGGAGACAAUUGUUGUGCCCUCAUUAGGCAAGGAGGCAGUGGUUUUGGAAGUGUUGGCUUCCAAAGGAGAGAUUCUUGUGCAAGCCUCUAACAUCAAGCUGCGGCUAAAAUUGAAGGAUAUUGUUGCUUCAGUAUGAACAGGUGAAGCUGUCAUUCACUGUACAUCUUUUACAACUAUGCCCCCAUACUUUUUAUAAUUAUUUGAAUUCAUUGCUUUUAUGGUUCAAGGAUUCGUCAUCUCCCGUAAAUUAAUUGCCUUGCAUUAUCAUGUGUAAUUCAUGCUAGCCCAAAUUUUAGUGAGGAUGAGUUUUAAAUUAUUUAGUUUGCUUUGAGAUGGGUGAAAUAUGCUGUAUAUUUGCGUUCAUACAAAAAUAAAUCAAAUAUAGAAAAGUGGGCAUGCACUGAGGUUGAAACAAGGGUAAAGAAUGUAAAUUCAAAAGUCUCGCCUUCUGUUUUUCAACAUAGCAUUUGUACAGUACUAGAGGAAAUAUUGCUGUUGUAAAUAAUGAGGUGCGAAUGUCAUUUUUUGUUAAUUUCAUAGUCAUAUAAUAUUGCGAAGGUUUUA
This is a messenger RNA of Phalaenopsis equestris, 2893 nucleotides long. Its product is annotated as endonuclease MutS2. NCBI's taxonomy places the organism in Eukaryota, Viridiplantae, Streptophyta, Magnoliopsida, Asparagales, Orchidaceae. The coding region runs from base 48 to 2465 and encodes 805 amino acids. The record is from RefSeq and is a predicted model, not a curated record. The transcript has 19 exons. Gene Ontology annotation, molecular function: mismatched DNA binding; ATP hydrolysis activity; ATP binding. Gene Ontology annotation, biological process: mismatch repair; negative regulation of DNA recombination.